Plenodomus lingam JN3 is the source of this 1104-nucleotide messenger RNA. RefSeq lists its product as uncharacterized. The record is from RefSeq and is a predicted model, not a curated record. Lineage: Eukaryota; Fungi; Ascomycota; Dothideomycetes; Pleosporales; Leptosphaeriaceae.
AUGGACUUCGAUACCGCUAGCCAGAGUCUGUCGCCGGGCGCCGCUAUCCAUAAUCCCUCCCUGCGGCUGCCUUCAACCUGCGAUCCUCCCUCCGACCACAAUCCACCAAAGCGCGCAGUAUGGAUCGUCUUUGGAGCUACUGGGCAUAUGGGGCGAUCCCUUGUGCGCGCUGUCUUGGCACACGGUGAUCAAUGUACGGCAGUCGGCUGGACGCAGGAGAAUACGGCAGAACAGAUGGAUAAGUGGCAGGACACGAAUUGUCUGGGGCUACUAUGCGAUGUCAGAGUACGUGAGACGGUAGACCAGGUCAUAAAACGAAGCAUGGAGUACUGGGGCCGCGUGGAUGUCAUCGCGAACAGUACCGGCUUCGGCGUCAUAGCAGCCUGCGAAGACCAGGACGACUACGACUUGCGCAAUCAGUUCAAUACAAACUUCCUCGGCACCCUGCACAUCAUCCAACUCUCUCUCCCAUAUUUUCGCGCUCAGAACUCUGGCCGCUAUCUCAUAUUCUCUUCGACCGCUGGUGCGCUUGGUGUACCGGGUCUUGGUCCCUACUGCGCAACAAAGUACGCCGUAGAGGGUCUUAUCGAGUCGAUGCUUUACGAGAUUGACGUCUUCAAUAUCAAGGCGACUCUUGUUGAGCCUGGGCAUGUGCGGCUGGACGAGCCGGAUGACCACGUGAUACCUCCGAGUUAUACUUCAGCGCCCAUGAUUGGAUCAGGCCCUCCUAAACCGAAGCGAUACGGACACUUUUUCGUGAAGCCAAACCCAAGCGAACCAUAUUCUGGGGUAACAAAUCCUGCGCAACACGCGCGGCGGUUGGUGCAGUGGCUGAAUGACAGACAGCCCGUGAGUAGUGUGAGAAGCGCCGAGCUGGUGUGGCAGCUAGGUCACUGCAGAUAUCCGCCCUUGAGAUUGAUCUUGGGGAGCUAUGCUGUCGACAGCAUUCGCGAUCGUCUGAGGAGUAUUACUGAGGAGAUUGAGGACUGGAAACACCUGUCGUUCCCUGUUUCCAUGCCACCUGAUGAUGAGACUGGCGAGGACAAAGAUGAAAAAGACGAAAAAGACGAAGGAGAGCAAGAUGAAGUCCAGGACCAGGAGUGA